Messenger RNA from Saxophila tyrrhenica, 378 nucleotides. RefSeq lists its product as uncharacterized. The transcript has a single exon. The record is from RefSeq and is a predicted model, not a curated record. Bases 1 to 378 code for a protein of 125 amino acids. NCBI's taxonomy places the organism in Eukaryota, Fungi, Ascomycota, Dothideomycetes, Mycosphaerellales, Extremaceae.
AUGUACAAAUCCUGCCUCGCCCUCCUGGCUCUCCUGACCUCCGCCAACGCCAUCUGCAACCCCGGCGAAAUCGGCGUCGGCAGCUCCCAACUCUGCUCCAUCGGCAACCCCACCGGCGGCGGCUCCUGCGGCGCCGUGACGGCCGAGAUCUUCUCCGACUCCUGCGACGCCCUCGACACGUCCGAGGACAGCGACUUCUGCACCGCCAGCUACACCGACGGAUCCACGGUGGCGUGCGAUGAUGACCACAAUGUGACGGGCGCGACGGUGGGCAGGACGGAGUAUGGGAGUUGUCGCGCUGUGAGCGGGACGGAGGCGGAUUGUUCGGUGGCGGCGUAUGGCUAUUACUUUGCUUCGUUUUGCUGUGUGCCGGCUUAA